Messenger RNA from Bactrocera tryoni, 693 nucleotides. RefSeq lists its product as uncharacterized. Gene Ontology annotation, cellular component: nucleus. The coding region runs from base 40 to 693 and encodes 217 amino acids. NCBI's taxonomy places the organism in Eukaryota, Metazoa, Arthropoda, Insecta, Diptera, Tephritidae. The record is from RefSeq and is a predicted model, not a curated record. The transcript has 2 exons.
CAUAAAAAUAGAGGACAAAAUGAUGUACUGUUGCAGUUUAUGGGGAAGUAUCACGACAUUGCCAGAGGGUUUACCAAACGAGAAAAGGCGCUUGUGGACUCCCUUUGGCAACAAUUAGCAGAGUCGCUUAACAGCGCAGGCCCGCCAAUAAAGGAUGUGAACGGUUGGAAGAAGAUAUGGACGGACUGGAAAAGCGAAGUGAAAAAGAAGUUAGCGCAGAAUAAAAUCGUAGCCCGAGCCACUGGUGGAGGAUCAUUUUCUAAGUAUACAUUGAACCAAACGGAGGAAACCAUUGUACGCAUUUGUGGAAUGGCUCAGAGUGUUGGAGGGGUUUCGGGACUAUCAUUUGGUCUCGAGGAUGAAUAUUUAAUAUCAAGCGAUGACGAUAUCCCUUUAACUUCUGCGAAACGUCCUCGUCUUGACACCUCUAUCGCUCAAAACCCUACGCCAAAAGAAACAACAAAUGAGCGGCUAAAAAAGUUUCUUGAGUACGACAAAGAAUGGAAGCUGGACAUAUCUAACAAAAUGGAUGCUAUCCUCGAAUUUCCAAAAAUUGGGAGGGAGACAGACAAGGUUUUAGUUAGCGCGGUUAAUAACCUAACACAGGAAUUCAAAAAAUUCAGCAAAAAAAUGCUUGAAGUAUUACGCAAACAUGAGGAGGAGGAGUAUGAUCCCUUGGAAGAGUAUGGCUGA